Anguilla rostrata (American eel) is the source of this 4328-nucleotide messenger RNA. Its product is annotated as trophoblast glycoprotein-like. Gene Ontology annotation, cellular component: plasma membrane. The coding region runs from base 575 to 1681 and encodes 368 amino acids. The transcript is spliced from 2 exons. Gene Ontology annotation, biological process: negative regulation of canonical Wnt signaling pathway. Gene Ontology annotation, molecular function: protein binding. The record is from RefSeq and is a predicted model, not a curated record. NCBI's taxonomy places the organism in Eukaryota, Metazoa, Chordata, Actinopteri, Anguilliformes, Anguillidae.
CCUCCCUUGUUCAUUCCUUCGUCUGCGGUUGAGCUACGUUCUUUAUUUCGGUGUGUGGACGAGAGAGCCCAGCCGCCCCAGGCGCCGAACGCUCUGGACCGCGAGAUCGCCUUUUCACAUGGAAAUAAGCCUCUACCUCGCACUAGCACGAGGGCCUCUGAAGUGUGUAGUCCUCUGUCAUGCUGAUGCUCCAUAAACGAAGCAGAGACAGAAACGGAAAAAGGAAGCAGGGACUGAAAAAGUCUGAGCAACCAAGGAUAGGCUUGCACAGACACCAUGGAACACUAUUGAAAUCAAUCUUCAAACGGAAUCGAUCGGAAAUUUGACCAUUCAUGUAACUGAUGUAAGCUACUCUGCGAGGAAAAUCCGGGGAAAAGAACAUCAAAAUAGUAACCAUGUGCUUUAGCACCAUUAGGUUAAACAGAUAACCAAUUUGUUCCGUAGUAGUCGCUCUGAAAGUUUUGGUGGAUUAUAAAAAAUCCUACCGAUCUUUUUUGGAGAAGCAAUCAACUUUCUGUGCGAUUUUUUUAUUUUUAUUUUUUGGAAUUUUUAUUAUUAUAAUUAUUUUUACAAAAUGUUCCAUGCGGUUCUUCUCUGCACGCUGCUCUGUGCAUCCUCUGUGCGCGCGACGUGCCCGUCUCUCUGCGAGUGCUCAGAAGCCGCGCAGACUGUGAAAUGCGUUUCCAAGGAUCUGCGAGAAAUCCCGUCCGGCAUCCCGGGGUACACCAGGAACCUGUUUAUCCUCGGGAACCACAUCACUCGAAUUGGACCCGAGUCGUUCAAAGGACUCGAGAACGUAACCAAUCUGUCCCUUAGCAACAACAGGAUAGCUGAGGUGGAGUCGCAGGCUUUUGGGGGGUUGCGCAGCCUGCGUUCUCUGGACCUGAGUGGGAACCAGCUGACCCUGAUCCACCCGGAGGCGCUGGCCGUCCCCUCUGGCCCCCUGCGGGACCUCAACCUGAGCCGCGCCCUCUACAACCACUCCGCCCUGGUGGACCUGGCCACCGCGCUGCGCUGGGGCAUGCUGGGAAGCCUGCAGCAGCUGGACCUCUCCGCCAACCGCCUGGUCCUUCUGCCACCCGCCAUGUUCGCCCACCUGCCCGCCCUGCGGCGCCUCCUGCUGGCCAACAACUCCCUGGUGGCGCUGCACAACGGCACCUUCCUGGGCCUGGAGCUGCUGGACGAGCUGGACCUGACGCAGAACGCCUUCCGAACGCUGCGGAGGGGGGCUCUGCGGGAGCUGGACGGGCUGGGGGGGGCGCGGCUGCUCCUGGGGGGAAACCCCUUCACCUGCACGUGCGGGCUGGAGGACUUCAUCGCCUGGCUGAACGGCACGGGGGGGCGCGUCGCCGACGGCGACCAGCUGGCCUGCGCCUUCCCGCCGGACCUGCACAACACGUCCCUGCGCGGGCUUGGGGGGCGGGCCCUGGGUUGCCACGGUGACACGGCGGGCGAGGGGGCGGACCUGGCGCUGCAGACCUCCUACGUCUUCCUGGGGGUGGUGCUGGGGUUUGUGGGCGUGGUCUUCCUCUUCGUGCUCUACCUCAACCGCAAGGGCAUCAAGCGGUGGGUGACGGACGUGCGGGAGGCCUGCCGGGACAUCCUGGAGGGGUACCACUACCGCUACGAGAUGGACUCGGACCCCCGUCUGGGACAGCUGUCCACCUCGGCCGAUCUGUGACACUCCCUCACCCUCUUCUUCACCUGCCAUCCAGACAUUUUUGUUUAAGCAAAAACAAAGACACACUGAACAGAUUUCUAUUUGCAAAGGACUAACUAGUUUGUAACAAUUUAUACAGAAGUAAUGUGUAGCUAACUGUACAUAUUUGCACAAUUAUAUCAGCCCAUAAUGCAUGCAACUCUUUUGUGUCUGAAUGUGUGUGUGUGUGUGUGAGAGAGUGUGUUAGAGCAUGUGUGUGUGUGAGAGUGUAUGUAAGAGUGUGUGUGUGUGUGUGUGUGUGUGUGUGAGAGAGAGAGAGAGAAGGAGAGUGAGAGUGUGUAAGAUUGUGUGAGCUCCUCUCCUCUCCAUAAGCUGGAAGGACUGUAGGCCCACCAUGCCUCUCUCCGAUUGGCUGUACCAUUAGUGCCUUGGACUCCAGCCCCUCCCACAGCACAGGACUCCACCCACCUCAGGGCUCUACACUGCUCCCAUUUUAGGAGCGUUUGCUCCCUAAAAUUGAUGUGCGCUAACUGGAAAAAUAAUUUAGGAGCACAUCGACUAAUUGGGAUGCAUUAGUGUGCUCCUAAAUUUUUCGACUUGAAAGCACAUGCGCUCCUUGGAAAAAUAUGUCAUUCUCAGUGUGACGAGGACAGCGAGGAGCCUGAGGUUGGAUGAUAUAUUACAGCAUUAAUUAUCGAGUGCAGUAAUGGUCAUAGCCACUGUGGGUGCAUUACCUUUUUAAAAUCUUUUUCUCUUUCAUUAUAUCUGAAGCAGUUAGUAAAAACUGACUUAUAAAGAGGCUGCUUGAAUUGUGUCUGGAGAAUAAAAAUGUAAUCACUGUUAUCUAUUGGAUGUUGAUAAGACAGCCAAUCAGCACCAAGGUCACGCAGCUUCCAUGUGAUCAUGUGAUGUGUUAUUGUCAGUCACAUGGAGCUGCGAGGCCUUGCUGCUGAUUGGCUGUCUUAUGGUCACUUAAUAAAUAACAAUGGUGACGUUUUUUCUGGAAGCAUUUGGCCUCUGAAGUGUGAUUUGCUACCGCUUCAGGUAUAACUAAAGAGAAAAAGACAAAAGGAAAGGCAGUACGCCACACGGUGGCUAUGACCGAAAUAUCGCUACCAUCCCUACCUCCAACCAGAGGGACCACAGCAUGGGGUACAGCCCGUGGGGGAGGGGGAAUUUGCGGGAGGUUUGGCUGGCUCAGUGAAUGUAUAAAUUGGUCCAAUAUGAAAAGUCCUGAAUGUUUCACAGGGUAAAGAAUGAUGUGCUCAGUAGUGCACGUAGUCUCUGUGCCGAUGUACAGCAUCUGUGGCAAACCUGCCUUAUUUCCAUGUGUUACUGUCCCUGCCACACGCAAGCACACACAAACACACGCACGCGUGCACACACACACGCACGCAGGCACACACACGCAGACACACAGACGCACACACGCACCUAUGCAGACACGCACGCACGCGUGCACAGACGCACACACGCACCUAUGCACACACGCAUGUACACACACACACACACACGUGCGCACGCACACACACGCAGGCGCACAGACGCACACACACACACGUGCACGCACGCACACACACACCUAUGCACAUGCACACACACGUGCAGUGGGACUGGAAGGCUGCGGUUCUAAUGAUGGAAUGAAUGAUCACAUGACUGCUUCAUUUCUUAUUUGCAGUUAAUGUUGUUUAAAUGACAUUUUGAGACUCCCUGUACUGAGCUCAGUGAAGGUGUAUUACAGACUCAGCCUCCGUACAGCUGAGGACUUAUUCUCCUUUUGUACAAAGGUUUCUGGGCGAGGAGAUGGGUGGGACUCCAUUCUUUGCUUAAUUAACCUCGGUUUCUAUGGUAACAUAGGAAUGUGUAAUUGGAAGAUUAUGGAAUGUGUAAAGUUAUUCCUUCCAAAUAUGGCCAUACCAAAUGUGUCAAACAAUAAAUACCUAUUAAUACAGUAAUAAGAGUAGGAGUGUACUGGUCAAACAUCCCAGAAAACCAGCUCUCUGCAUCCGGCCAUCUAAUCAUUACCUUCUUCUGACUGGCUGCACAGUCACCAGCCUUACAUCUGAUUGGCUACAGUCCCCUGCAUUCCCCGCCCACUUUGAUUCCUCAGGUCAUGACCUGGAAAUGAGUCCUCGUUUUGUCUACCUGACAAAGGAAAAACAAAUAAAACUUAAAUAAAACUAAAAAUAGCAUUCAGAACCUACAUAGCAUUCAGACCCCACAGAAGCACAGUGGUGUGAUGUCAUUGGCCCGGCCACACCCACAUCGCCCCUGAGUUGCCAGUCAUUCCCAGGGGCGGGGCUGUGUUCAUGCUGGUUGGUUAGACUGUGAUGCUGGAAUUGGUGCACAGGCAGGUACUCUGUCCUGAUUGACUCACAGGCAGGUACUCUGUCCUGAUUGGCUCACAGGCAGGUACUGUCCUGAUUGGCUCACAGGCAGGUAUUCUGUCCUGAUUGACUCACUGGCAGGUACUCUGUCCUGAUUGGCUCACAGGCAGGUACUCUGUCCUGAUUGGCUCACAGGCAGGUAUUCUGUCCUGAUUGGCUCACAGGCAGGUAUUCUGUCUAUACCAUUUUGUCAUGUUCUAAAGAUGCUGGACUGUUUGUGUUAUAGUGUUCUGCAUGUUUAGAAGAACAAAAAGAAUUAAAAUUUGAAAGUACUCAGUAAA